CUGUUUCUUGAGUCUCGGAUUCAACUCCUCAGCUGGCCACCAGGGAAAACAGGAUAGGAGACAGAGAAGUUACUCCUAGACUUAAGGCUUGGGUCACCUGGCUGUGGUGGGAAUUUCUGACAACAUCACAAGAUUUUCAAAAUGGCCGGCGAUACUUGGGUUUUGGAGUGUAAGUCCGCAGAGGAUCUUGCCUGUGAUAUUAUGGAAAAGUUAAACGAAAAGAACCGUUUAAAGAGAUCUGGAGCGAAUUGUUCCAAGGUUGAUACGCAGUGCCGUCUCAUGCUUCAAAAUUACACUAAAGAACUUCAAAGAUUAAAGGAUGAACUCAGACGAGCGUCAUCAUCUUAUUUCAUAACAGACAGGGAGGCAGAACGACGUCAGGACAUGAUUGAUCAGCUUGUUACAAGAGAGAAAAGAUUAAAAGCAGCAUUUUCCCAAGAGUCUGCUCAGUCUGAUUAUGGAAGAGGAUCCUUGCUUGGUACUGGAUCGUCCUUCAGUGUCCCAUCAGAUCCCUGGUCAACUGAUGUGGAAUCCGAUGACACUAGGAACAAAGGAAUAAACGAACUUCGUCAGCAACAACAGCAAAUGAUAGCAGAGCAAGAUCGUGGCUUGGACGCUUUAUCGGAAGCAAUUCAACGACAGAAAGUCAUAGGCAAUGUCAUUAUGAACGAAGUUGACGAUCAAAAUGAAAUAAUUGACGAUUUAUCUAACAGCGUUGAUAAUACUCACAGAAAAUUGAUACGAGAAGAUGCUCACGUGAGAAGAGUUACAGCAAAAUCUUCCAACUGUGUAAUGAUGGUCGUUAUUGUUUUAUUAAUAAUCGCCAUUAUUGUCGUUGGUGUGGUUCCCAAAUGAAAAUUUCCUGCUGGUACUUUUUACGACUUCGAAUCUGAGGUAAACAAAGUAUCUCAUUUUUUACACAGCACUCCAAUAAAUUUUGGCCUCAUUUCUCAUGAUGAAUAAUUAUCGGUGGAAAAAAGAUUUCUACUUGGCGAUUUUGAAAUUAGAAUUUCAUACGAAGUCUACGAAAUACUAUUUACUAAGAAAUAGUAGGCGAAUUUUCAAUAAUUAGUUUUACUAUCGUUAAUAUAAACGUUGAAAUCUGCAUCCAAAACGCGGACGAACCACGCAAAUGCUAUUUAUAUACAUAGUUGUUGUCAAUAGAUAGAUACGGUUUUUCACUUAAAUAUCUCGAUGAAUAGGAGAAUGAGAGACACUUGCUUUUCUUGUAGUUUUUAAGACAAUCAGAAUAUUAUAAACAUACUCUAAGACAACGAAA
Messenger RNA from Xenia sp. Carnegie-2017, 1279 nucleotides. Its product is annotated as syntaxin-8-like. Gene Ontology annotation, molecular function: SNAP receptor activity; SNARE binding. The transcript is spliced from 10 exons. Gene Ontology annotation, cellular component: endomembrane system; SNARE complex. Lineage: Eukaryota; Metazoa; Cnidaria; Anthozoa; Malacalcyonacea; Xeniidae. Gene Ontology annotation, biological process: intracellular protein transport; vesicle fusion. The record is from RefSeq and is a predicted model, not a curated record. The coding region runs from base 142 to 855 and encodes 237 amino acids.